Messenger RNA from Lichtheimia ornata, 1164 nucleotides. RefSeq lists its product as uncharacterized. Bases 1 to 1164 code for a protein of 387 amino acids. NCBI's taxonomy places the organism in Eukaryota, Fungi, Mucoromycota, Mucoromycetes, Mucorales, Lichtheimiaceae. The record is from RefSeq and is a predicted model, not a curated record. The transcript is spliced from 9 exons.
AUGCUCAAGCGAAGUUUAUCUCCUGAUACCACAGAUGGUCAUAGUGUCAAAGCACCACGACGUAACGAGCCGGUUGUUCUCGCUGCUGCUGAUGGUGGUGAUCCCGAUAUGCCUACAGCAUCGUCAUCCGAACCGCUGGAUGAAUCUUUUUUAUUAGGCUCGCCUUCUCUUUCAAGAGUGUCAUCCCAAUGCCUUGACGAUAGCGAGGGCGAAAGCUACCAUUCAGCCAAAAGUUUUUCGGAUAUCGAGAGCGAGUAUAUGGAGGAUGCAGAUGAUGAUAACCACGAGGAUCUAGAGCUGGACAUGUCGUAUCAAAGGGUUACUAUCAGGAUACCCGCUUUGAAUCAAGAUGAAGGGAAUGAGAACAAUCAAACCUUCGUAUAUGGAGUGGAGGAUAUGGAUGGUGGAUUCGGGGAUGCGUUGCGGGAUUAUAUACUGCUUGUGGGUGCCUAUCCAUCCGUAUCAAGGCAUGAUAGCGCAUUCAAGGGUAUAUGCAAUCGGCUAUUCAAAGUGCCUGAAGCACAACAAAUUCAUGUUACGCAAGGGGUGCACGAAAAGUAUGUGAACGCUACCGCAAACUGCCGAAACAAAAUAUCCAAGGUUUUCAAAGCCGUCAUGAAAACAUACACGUUUGAGAGUACGACCCUUCCUGAACAAUGCAAAACGAAUCGUAAAAGGCAAUUCAAGUAUAUGCUGGAUGCCAUGAGAUUUGCCCGCAAGGACUACUUGUCAUCGGGAGCCAUUUUGCAAGGUGCUGCCUUGGGAGAUAUCAUCGCCAAGCUGUUUUAUCAUGGGAGAAAAGGGAUUCAAUGGUCGUUAAAGUACUCAGAUGACCUGGUGCCUCGCCCUCUCAUUGCGUUUGCAUUUCUUUUCAUGUACAUCAACAUGACAUUGCUGUGUACCACAAAACGAGAUCGACAGUCCUUAAACUGCCGUGAUGUUGGUGCUAUGCGAGCAUCACUCUACCGAAGCACCCUGCAAGGCGUCUACGAAAAUGGAGAGGUUGUGGAUUGGGAUGAGGUCCAACGUGUACAAACAAGGAUAGUGAACCAAAACCUCCGAAGAUGGGAAGUAUCUGGACCUUCUACCUUCGGUCCAUUGAGUGCCACGUAUCAACCGAAAUAUCAAGAUGGCGUCUACAAUUCUGAUGGUGAUGAAGACUAG